Centruroides sculpturatus (bark scorpion) is the source of this 5632-nucleotide messenger RNA. RefSeq names its product catenin delta-2-like. Gene Ontology annotation, molecular function: cadherin binding. Lineage: Eukaryota; Metazoa; Arthropoda; Arachnida; Scorpiones; Buthidae. The transcript has 18 exons. The record is from RefSeq and is a predicted model, not a curated record. The coding region runs from base 672 to 3497 and encodes 941 amino acids. Gene Ontology annotation, biological process: cell-cell adhesion; cell-cell junction assembly. Gene Ontology annotation, cellular component: plasma membrane; nucleus; adherens junction.
AUAAAUGUAAUAAACAGUAAUUGAUUUUAAUGUUUUUUCAAAUUUAAGAUGAAAAAAUUGAUGCAUAUCUAAACAUUAUAGUGCACUUGCUAAACAUCAUAUAUUAUGAUUUUAUUAAGCUGAUGAUUUUUUGCACAAUGUUUGCUAAAAGUAGAAAGCUUUAUUUCAUAAAGAUCUUUUAUUCAUUAUAUAAAAUUUAUGAAAAUUAAUUUGGUAGUUGGAAUGCUGCAGUUUGCAAAGUAUAGAUUAAGUAGUAUUAUAUUUUAUCAUAUAUUUGCAGUACAAAAAUUAAUUUGCUGCCUUUAGUUCAUUUCAAUUUGUUAUUAGUAGUUGAAUGAUGAUUGCACCAGAUAAUAGUGUAAGGAGCAAAGCAGAUUUGACUUUGUUCAUUUGCAGAUUUCUUAUUUCUUUUAUUUAGGCGAUACUAUUCAGAUCGUGGUUCAGAAAUAAUCCAUCAUUACAUUCCAUAUACAGAUGCAUAUUAUAGUCAGGAAGGAAUUCAGCCUCCUACACAAGAGACUUAUGGUGUUGGCUACCAGCCAACUGCCACACCCACCAAUGGUCACCAUGGAGAUGGCAACAUCUCUCCUACAUCUUCCCAGUUGUCAGUGCCAGGCGAAAAUGCCACAUUGAUCAAUCGCACCACCCCACAGCCAAAAACACAGCAGCCAAUGAAGACAGUUCCAAAAAUUAUUCCACCUCGCCAUAUUGGCCCCGAAGGACAAGCUGUUGAAUAUCCUCCUUAUAGUGCUGCUCCACCUUUACCACCUUCCACAAGCAGUGGAUAUGGUACUUAUGGUUACACUGUUCCUGCAAAUGUUCCACAUGACUACAAUACUUAUAAUUCAGGUGUAGGAGGACAACCCCCACCUCCUCCUCCUCAAGGAAUCUAUCCACCAGAUUAUAGUACAUAUGGUAGAACAACUUCACCUAGUGCAAGACCAAACUUUGAAGUUUAUCCUCCAAGAAUAGGACAAACUUUUCCUGAUUAUGAUUAUCAUGGUUAUCCAGCACAACCUCCAUCACCACCCUCAGCAUCAUCAGAAUCUCCCCAACCACGUCGAGCUAUGCCACAAGUACCUAGGAGUGGAGAAACAGAAUACAAUCAUCGGCCAGCUGGUUAUGAUGAAUUAGAUCCAACUCUUGUCCCAUCUAGGCCUGAAUAUCAAGAAAGGUUUCCAAGUACUCCUUCUCCUGGUCCUGUUUCUGAUAGAUUUGGUCCCUAUGGAUAUUCUGGUACUCAGAUUCCUGCAACUUCUCCUGGUUAUGCUCCAUAUGAAGCUCCACCACCUCAGGGGUAUCUAGAUCGCCGCCCAAGUUAUGAUGAUCAUCCACAAAGUCAAGUACCUCAUAUUAGACCUCCCACAUCUUACACCCAUCCUUCAAGAGUUGCUGAAGAAAAUGCUGGCUUGCCACUUCCAUCAAUGGACAGACAGUAUCCUCCACCACCUCGGCAUCCUCAUUUAGAAAAUGAAAGUAUUGAUGGAGAAGGAAGAGAUGUAAGGUGGAGAGAUCCAGAUUUACAUGAGGUAAUAGAGUUCCUAGGCCAUCCAAAUAAUGUUGUUCGGGCAAAUGCUGCAGCAUAUCUCCAGCAUUUAUGUUAUAUGGAUGAUAAUAUUAAACAAAAAACUAGAGUCCUUGGAGGCAUUCCACAAUUAGUUGAUUUGCUCAAUCAAGAAAUACCUGAAAUUCAAAGAAAUGCAUGUGGAGCUCUUAGAAACUUGUCUUUUGGGCGACAGAACGAAGAAAAUAAGAGAGCAAUACGUAAUGCUGGAGGCAUUCCUACACUUGUCCAACUUCUCAGGAAAACACCUGAUAAUGAAAUAAGAGAGUUAGUAACUGGAAUUUUAUGGAAUUUAUCAUCAUCAGAGGAACUCAAAAAGCCCAUAAUUGAUGAUGCUCUCACGGUAUUAGUUAAUCACGUCAUAAUUCCUCAUUCUGGGUGGGAUCGUAACAGAGAUCCUUCAGAUCAAAUCAAAACACAAGAAAUUUAUUGGUCAACUGUAUUUAGAAAUGCUAGUGGAGUUUUGAGGAAUGUAAGUUCUGCUGGUGAAUAUGCACGUAAAAAAUUAAGAGAAUGUGAAGGUCUUGUAGAUUCUUUACUUCAUAUUGUUCGUGCUGCUAUAGGCAAAAAUGAUAUGGAUAAUAAAAGUGUAGAAAAUUGUGUUUGUAUACUAAGAAAUUUAUCAUACCGAUGUCAAGAAGUAGAAGAUCCAGAUUAUGACAAACACAUUAUAUCACCUCCACAAACUCGUGCAAUGGUGCCAAUUAAUAAAGUGUUUUCACCGAAUAUUAUUUCUAAAAUACAAGUGGGAGAAAAUUUAGGUUGUUUUGGCACAAGUAAGAAGAAAAAAGAAGCUCAAAGUGCAGAGAAGCAAAAGAGAGAUGGUAUUGUCACAAGUGGAAGUUCUAGACCAAGAUCAGAACCAGUGAAAGGAAUGGAUUUAUUAUGGCAGCCAGAAGUUGUUCAACCUUAUUUAGCCUUAUUAUCAGAAUGUUCUAAUCCUGAAACGUUAGAAGCUGCUGCUGGAGGUAUUCAGAAUUUAGCUGCUUGUUAUUGGCAGCCUAGUAUUGAUAUAAGAGCAGCAGUAAGAAAAGAGAAAGGAUUGCCUAUAUUAGUAGAAUUAUUAAGAAUGGAAGUUGAUAGAGUUGUUUGUGCUGUAGCUACUGCAUUAAGAAAUUUAGCAAUGGAUCAACGCAAUAAAGAACUUAUAGGCAAAUAUGCUAUUAGGGAUCUUGUACAAAAACUUCCUCCAGGAAACCCACAACAUGAUGCUGGAACUUCUGAUGAUACAAUUGCAGCUGUACUUGCCACUUUAAAUGAAGUCAUUGUUAAAAAUAGUGAUUUUUCACGUUCCUUAUUGGAAUGGGGAGGUGUCGAACGAUUAACUUACAUUACUAAACAGAAAGGAAAAUUUUCUUCCAGAGUAGUGAAAUUUACCUCUCAGCUUUUGUUUAAUAUGUGGCAACAUCAAGAACUUAGGGAAGUUUAUAAAAAAGCAGGAUGGAAAGAGGGUCAUUUUAUUACUAGAACAAUGAUUGCUCGAAUUACGGCUUCUCCUCCUGCAAGUGCCAACAAUACACUAAGUCGACCAAUUAGUACUCAAGGUGGAACAAAUUACGAGGACAGAACAUUAUCUAGAGGAAGGGAAUUAAAUACUGUUGCUCCAGGACAAGUUCCAUACAGUCGUUCUGAAGAACUUGCUAUGAAUGAUCUCGCUCACAUGCCAGAACCACCACAGUCUCAAACACAACCACAACUACAGCCACCGCAACCACAACCACAACCACAGCCACAAUCACAACCUCAAAUGCAAUCUCAAACUAUUAAACCACCUGUAGGUGGUGUUCCAAUUUUUCCUCCCACAUUGCCUCAUCACGAACCCCUCUAUGCCCAGGUGAAUCGAGAUAAAAAGAAACGUCAUCCUGACAUGUCUUCCCAGCCUUUGUUACUCGAUCAUCAAGUGGAUGCCCAAGGUGGUGAUUCCUGGGUCUGAUGCCAAAUAUGCAGUUCCAUCUUUAAUCUCGUUUUGCUAUUGUGGACAACAUAUGGGCAUCGGAUCGUCGGAAUCUCACGGUUGAGUUUGUCUCCAGUAGACUUUCGUCGACCAUUCAUGGUUGCAAGCAUACCCGGUGCCAAUAAAAGACUCUAUCUAGAGUUAUAUAUAUAUACACACACAAUGUAUAUAUCUAUAUAUAUAAAAGCAUUUAAGAAAAUGCAUUCGAAGUCUUCUGCAGGAAGUGCAGCUAUCGUAUCCCUAUUAAUAACAUUCCAUUAACAAAGUUCAACUCAUAAGGAUAUUGCAGCCAGAUCGUGGAAACAAUACCAACAGUGCCUCUAGGUAGUAGAGUGACGAGGAGUUAAAUAAAAAAAAUAAUAAUAAUAAAAAAAGAGCCUAAAUAGUUAGAUUCAGUUGAAGAGUUGUGUUGAGAGAAAUGUUGAAUUACACAUCUUAUUAAAAUUGUAUCUGUUAAAAAGUUUUAUGAUGGAUUAUGAGCCAUAUACAUCUUGUCACAAGUAUAUAUACAAAAUAUAUAAAAGAAAAUCUAUAUAAUGUAUAUUGAGGUGAUAUUCUGUUGAGAAACUGUUACAAAAAAUAUGUGGAAGAAACUGUACAACAAUUAAUAGCACAAAGUUUGUUAUGUUAUAAGUUCCAGCAGGUUUAAUAAUAAUAAUAAUAAAUAAUAAUAAUACAGAUAUAGCAAGCAAUUAAACAGCUCCACAACGGACAACAGAAACGAAACAGUCAAGCAAAAAACGCUCAGCACUUCGAAGAUUCGUGCUCAGUAAAUAGACUAGUUAUCGACAGACCGAGAAUGGUUUUAGCCUCACAAUUACUGUAAUAUCUGGUCACGAAAUCGAAUGGCUAAUCAUUUGAAAUCACCAAUGGAUGAUCAUCUGACAUGUUUGUUGGCUAUUUCUUAUCCUAAAAUCUCAGUAUUAUCCAAUUUGUCAUUCAGUUAUCUGCUUUUGAAGCACAGAUGUAUCUGUUGAUUCUUAGUGAUGCCACUUUAUCUGCCUAUUCUCACAGUGUGUACAGUCUUCCUGCUUGUUAAUGUUUGGAUGUACCAGCAACUUUUUAUUACACCCAGUCUACAUAUUGAACUUUUUCUUAUAUCUUUUAGCAGAUGUAUCUUGUCAUUUAUAUUAGAAGUGAAUUCUUAUGAAAAUAUGAUUUUUUUUACACUUUUCUUGUAAUAACUUAUUCCUUAUUCGUGUAUUAGAUUUCAGGAUCGUGCAAGACAUUUUUAUAAAUGAUUAAAUGUCAGUUUUGUGUUCUUUUUACAGAAGAGAAAAUUUAAUACAAAGAUGGAUUGAAAGUUAUAAAAAAAAUGAAGCGAUGUUAUGUUUAUAACAUUGACGUUCUUAUUGUUAUUUGUUUGAUAAUUGUUUUAAUCUUCACAGGUCAUACCAUAUUCAAAACAUAGGACUUCAUAUAGUCUGUGAAUGCAAGCCAUGUCCCAAAAUAUUUAUGGUAACUGUACAACUAUUGCAAUAUUGAUCAAUCUUUUGCUAUAAAUUGAUCAAAUUGGUUCUGUGCCUUUUGUGAAAUGUUGUUUUGUUUUUAGUAAUUAAUGAAUUUAAAAAUUAAAAAAAAAAAAAAAAACAAGUUAGCUAUUCCAUUUGGGAUUAAUGCAAGUAUUAAAAAAGAAAAUAUUAUCAAAAUAAAAAUGUUACCAGAGGAAAAAAAAAAAAAGCAAUUCACAGCUCCAAGUACAAACCUGCCACAGGUAUUUUAAAUGCUCAGUAUUUAUUAAUGAAAUAUCUUUUUUUCAUUCGAGAGUUCUGAUGGCUGCCGAAUCUCUUACGAGAUCAGAACAGGGUUUUAGUAUCUCGUGUAUUUAUUAUCCAUGUACAAUUUAUAAGCCUGUCUCUUUGAAUGUUUCAUUUUAAAUAAAAAAAAACAAAAAAAAAGACACCCAUCAGUGAAUUUUUCUGAAACGGCCAGAUCAAUAUUCUCUACUGUCGAUUGCCUAUUGAAAAAGAGAAAAAAAAAAAAAAAAUCUAUUCCAUGUUGGUCUUAUACUUUGUUUUGUAGUCAUUUUUGUAAUUCAUGUGUCAGAUGACCUUUUAUUGUGAAGCAUCUAUUGUAUCGAUGACAGUGAAUAAAAAAAGUUUGCAGUCAAUGUA